UCCUGCAAAGAUUUAAUGCACCUCAUUCUGUUACUCCUUCAGACCUCUGGAGGCUUCGUUCUGGAGUCCGUGGGCUCCACUGCUGCGCCGACAGUGGCAUCUGCUGCUUUUGUUCCCGCAGAGGCUGCCCCACAGCUGUCUGCGGGAGCGGACAGUGCUCUGGAUGCUCUUUCAGAUUCAUUAAAGGAUAUCACACCUGCACCUCAGCCUGCCCCAGUUCCUGCAAAAGACAUUGUUAAGGAGAAAAAAGUCGUUGAAGAGAAGCUGAUUAAGAUGGGAGAGAGAGAUGACACACUGCCACCAGAGUAUCGACCCACUGAGGAGGAUCUCAAGAAAAUGGCAGAAGAAAAAGCAAAAGGAGAUGCAAAACCCAAGGAGAAGACUAUGGAUGAUAAAACAGCUUUGGACUUGCUGUCCAGUGACUUUGCUGCAGCGUCUCAGCCCGCUGCUGCGUCUCAGCCCGCUGCAGCGUCUCAGCCCGCUGCAGCAGCUGCAUCCUUUGCAGCCACAUCAAAGCUGGAACCUCCUGUGCUGGACUCAGCGCCCCUGAAGCCAAUGCCUGGUCCUGUCCUGGAUUCCCUGUCUGGCACGCUGCUCCCAGAAGCCCCAGAGUUCCAAUCUAAGACCGAAAAACCAAAGAGCAAGAGCAAGUCAAAGUCAAAGGCUAAAAAACAUGCAGAGGUGCCUUCUGCCACUGAUCAGCUACCAGCUCAGCCAAGCUCAGACGUCGUGCCAAAAUCUACAAAGAAGGGAGGAAGGAGCUAGACCACUAAGUUGUCGGCACAAUUUGUUCUCCCGGCCACAGGGACGCAACGGUGAGGGAGCUGCUCUCUGGAUAGUAAUUCUAUUU
Messenger RNA from Plectropomus leopardus (leopard coralgrouper), 850 nucleotides. Lineage: Eukaryota; Metazoa; Chordata; Actinopteri; Perciformes; Serranidae. The record is from RefSeq and is a predicted model, not a curated record.